Molecule: messenger RNA, 4378 nt
Organism: Pocillopora damicornis (cauliflower coral)
Lineage: Eukaryota; Metazoa; Cnidaria; Anthozoa; Scleractinia; Pocilloporidae
Product: eukaryotic translation initiation factor 5B
Biological process (GO): translational initiation
Cellular component (GO): cytoplasm; mitochondrion
Molecular function (GO): translation initiation factor activity; GTPase activity; GTP binding
Source: RefSeq, a predicted model, not a curated record
AGAAGAUUACGACGAUCUUACAAAUUCACAUGCAAUAACUUUUUUCGUGGAUUCUAUUUUAAAGUUUAGUAGUUUUACGGUUCAGAUCCAACUCCAUUUGAGCUCUUUAUCCUAAAUUAUUUUCAUAUUUGGUUUUAAAUGACGUUUUUGCCUAUGCAACUUAAAGAAACGACAGAAAUCGAUAGAAUAUCUGAAUCACAAACAAAGAGAUAGCGCCAGUCAUCUUUUUGACUUGCUUCCUGUGUUGUGAAUUAUUCUCCACAUGAUUUGGUAGAUAGUUUAAUUUACGAAAACGUGCGGCAAUUGAACCAAGAUAAGGAUGGGGAAGCCAAAGAAAGGGAAAAAGAAGGACGCUGAUUGGGAGGAUGAUGUGCUCAAUGAUCUUGAAUCAUUAAAGGAGGACGGACUAGACAAAGAAAAUGGUGCAAGUGAACCUAAGGGAAACAAAAAUGCUGGUGGCAGGUUUCAAGGUCUUGAUAUUGAAGAUGAUGGGGUCAUGGAAGCUGAUGGAAAUGACGAUGAAUUGGAAACAGUGACAAGUUCAAAGAAAAAUAAGAAAGACAAAAAAAAGAAACAAGGUGAAACUGAAACAGAAAUUGAACAAAUUGCUUCCAAGGACGAUGGCAAAAGUGAAAAUGAUACUUUGGAGAUAAAUAAUGAUAAUGAGAUUCUAGAUGAACCUAAUGUCACCACAUCUAAAAAGUCCAAGAAGAAAAAGAAAGACAAAAAGGAUUUUGACUUUGAUUUGGAGGAAGAUUCUGGAGAUGACGAAGUGAAACCUGUUCCAAAGCAAGAUACUGCAGCUCCGAAACCUGACACUAAUCCUGAUGAUUCUGGUGCCAUAAUAAAAACAGCUGCACAAAAAAGAGCUGAAAAGAAAGAAAGGGAGAAAAAGAAAAAAGAAGCUGAAAAAGCCAAGGCAAAAGCAAAAGCUACAAAAGAGGCAAGUAAAGGAGAAACCAAGGAGGAUGACAAGAGUGGAGAGGGGACUGGUGAGACCCAAGCUGAAACCAGCCAUGAAGAUAAGGGAGAAGGUGCAGGUGACAUGGAAGCUGACAAGACAGUACCUGAUAACCUGGAAGACAAGGCCGAAGACCAAGAAGGUGAAGAGGAUGGAGAGGAAAAAGAUAAAAAGAAAAAGAAAAAGAAGAAAAAAGGAGAGAAAGAAGAGAAGAAAGUGAAGAAGCCCAACAAGGCCUUGGUGAAACAGAUGCAGGAGCAGCUGGAGAAGCUCAAGGCUGAGGAAGAACGAAGGAAACAGGAAGAGGAAGAGAAACAAAGAGCUCUUGAAGAGGCAGAGAACAGGAGACUUGAGAAGCUAAGACUUGAACAGGAAAGGAAAGAGAAGAAAAAACAGAAAGAGAAGGAGAAGAAAGAGAGGCUUAAAAAGGAAGGAAAACUCCUCACUAAAUCACAGAGGCAACAGCGAGCACAAGCUCAAGCCAUGUUAGAUUCGAUGAAAAAACAAGGUCUAAUCAACAUUCCGGCCCUGAAUCAACAAGAACAGGAUGGAGUGAGGAAGCCAGUGAGGUAUGGCACAAAAAAAUCAAAGAAACAGCAACAGCAGCAGCAACAGGAACAAGAUCAGGAAGAAACAGUGCAGGCUGAGGCCGAGGAUAUUGGUUACCCAAAACCAGAAACAACUGAAAGUGCAACUGUUGGAGAGGAAGACAAGAAAUCUGAUGAGCUGCAGGAUGAUGACACUGAAAACGAUGAACAAGAAGAAGACAAGGAAGAGGAAGAUGAAGAAGACGAGGAAGAAGAUGAGGUUAAGGAUUCCUGGGAUGUUGAUUCUGAUGAAGAAACAGAGGAAAGCACUGCUGGUAAAGAUUCUAAUGCCAAACCAGCCGACACCGUUCAGGUGGAAGUCAAAGAGCCCACAGAUGUAGCUGCUGAGAGUGAAGAAGAAUCUGAGGAGAGUGAGGAAAGUGAAGAAGAAAGUGACUCUGAGGAAAAUGACGAUGACAGUGACAGCGAAGAAGAGUCGGACGACGAGGAAAGCAAAACAGAGACUGUAUGGGAAAGAAUACAGAAAAGGCAUGUGAGAGCAGAAGCCAACCGCAGCACGGACAACUUGCGAUCUCCUGUUAUCUGUGUACUAGGGCAUGUGGACACCGGAAAAACAAAGAUUUUAGAUAAGAUUCGUCACACCCAUGUUCAAGACGGAGAGGCGGGUGGGAUCACGCAACAGAUCGGUGCUACUAUGGUCCCUGUAGACGCCAUCAGAGAGCAGACGAAGAUGAUUAAAGACUUCCAGUCUUUUGACAUUAAGCUUCCUGGUCUUCUUAUCAUCGACACACCAGGGCAUGAGUCUUUCAGUAAUUUACGUUCCCGAGGUUCAUCACUGUGUGAUAUGGCCAUUUUAGUGGUAGACAUCAUGCACGGCUUGGAACCACAAACCAUCGAGUCACUCAACCUGUUGAAGAAGAGGAAGACUCCUUUUGUUGUGGCGCUGAAUAAGGUUGACAGGCUGUUCGAAUGGAAGCGAGGACCUAAUUCUGGCAUCGUAGACACGAUUAAGAAACAGAAGAAGAACACCAAGCAAGAGUUUGAUGAACGAGUGCAGAUCGUAAUCAAAGAGUUUUCUGAGCAGGUCAAAUCACUGCCUGGUCUCGGUACCACCAUAGAUUUAAUCCUGGUGAAUGGGAAACUCAAAGAAGGGGACACAGUUAUUGUGGCUGGAAUUGAGGGUCCCAUUGUGACCCAAAUUAGGGCCCUUCUCACCCCUCAGCCCCUCAAAGAGUUGCGGGUCAAAAACCAGUAUAUUAACAAUAAGGAGCUGUUGGGGGCCCAGGGAGUUAAAAUUGCUGCUAAGGACCUGGAAAAGGCCCUAGCUGGUAUACCACUGUUUGUUGCCCAGCAACCAGAUGAGGUGGAUUAUUGGAAGAAUGAAGUGGCCAAUAUACUACGCGACACUCUACAAUCUAUCAAGCUGUCUGAUCGUGGUGUGUAUGUACAGGCCUCUACGUUAGGAUCUUUGGAAGCCUUGCUUGAAUUUCUGCGCACAUCAAAAAUUCCCUACUCCGGAGUGAACAUCGGUCCAGUUCACAAGAAGGACAUCAUGAAAUGUUCCACCAUGUUGGAGCACGAUAGCCAAUACGCUGUGAUCCUGGCCUUUGAUGUACGGAUAGAGAGAGAGGCACAAGAAAUGGCUGACAAUUUGGGCGUGAGAGUGUUUUCCGCAGACAUCAUUUACCACUUGUUUGAUAAAUUUACAGCUUAUAGAGAGGAUCUAAAACAAAAGAAGCGAGAAGAGUUCAAACACAUCGCAGUGUUUCCAUGUAAGCUUCGAAUCAUGCCACAGCAUAUCUUUAACUCUCGUGGCCCGAUUGUCGUCGGCGUGGUCGUGGAGGCUGGUGUCAUAAAGGAAGGGACACCAAUAGCGAUUCCAAGCAAAGAGUUUUUGGACAUCGGUGUCCUUACUGGUAUUGAAGCAAACCACAAGCCACUUACUGAAGCUCGUAAAGGAAUGGAGGUGUGUGUCAAGAUCGAGUCGCCCCCAGGAGAAGCUCCCAAAAUGUAUGGGCGGCAUUUCGAUGACACGGACCUGUUGGUCAGUAAGAUAAGCCGGGAAUCUAUCGAUGCUGUGAAGGAGUACUUCAGAGAAGAUCUACAGAAAUCCGACUGGCAGCUCAUGAUCGAACUCAAGAAAAUCUUUGAAAUUAUAUAAAUAUAGAUUAAAGAGUGUUCAGAGACUUUAAAUUUUCAAUUGUAUGUCAUGCCCUUAGUGGCCUGGGAUCUGAUUGCAUCUCUUAAGUGUCAAGAAUCUUUAAGAAAGCUUGGUUGUGGGGGAAGAGUGAUGGUUGUUUUUGCAACAACCUCUGGUGUCACGAUUUAAUUUUCUGUCCACCCUAAACAACUGAGUGCAUUACAGGUAACAUUUUGGACCAUGGUACAUGAAACUCUGACUUAAAGGACAAUCGUUGCUCAAUAAUUUAUAAUUACCUAGUUAAAGAAGUGCGUUGUGUGGCUGAUGUUCCAUACUGAGUCCUCUAUGAGUACAAGACUCCUGUAUUGUACGUUGUAAGCCUUAAUUUUUCGGCUUGAAGAACCUGCUUCGGGACUAGAAAAAUGUCUCUUGCUUGGGAGAGUACCCUUGGUAAAGUUCAUAAAACAAGGGCUGUAAGGUGAUUUUUUCAGUUGGUACCAAAGUUUGACGAAGUCGAGUCCUUUGAGUGAAGGUGUGCACAAAAUAAAGGAAUCCUCUAAGAGAGGUUCCAGUAAAUGACAACCAGUACUGUGUCACAUUGUGCAGUUUAUUAAGGGUGCUAGUUGCCGAGACUUAUCAAAUACUUUCCAACUAAAUGUUCAGAUACGUAAGAUGUUUUGUAGCUAAGUCAGACAAUUAAUGCUCCAUUAAAAACCCGCAAAAUUUGGC